Molecule: messenger RNA, 4302 nt
Organism: Leptinotarsa decemlineata (Colorado potato beetle)
Lineage: Eukaryota; Metazoa; Arthropoda; Insecta; Coleoptera; Chrysomelidae
Gene: BTBD9
Product: BTB (POZ) domain containing 9
Biological process (GO): adult locomotory behavior; modulation of chemical synaptic transmission; circadian behavior
Cellular component (GO): cytoplasm
Molecular function (GO): protein binding
Source: RefSeq, a predicted model, not a curated record
CCAAUAUACCAAUGCCAAAUUUAAAGUCCGAAAAAAAAGGGGAAACUAGGAAGCAAGGAGUUUGUUUUGUAAUGGAAAGAUGUUUUGUAUAAUAAAAGUAACUGAUUGAAUUGAGAAUAUAUUCUGAACAUAUUCAAAUCAUUCAAGAUGAGUAGCGGAAGCCACCAGUACCUACAAAAUGAAAAUCAGAAGUCUCUCACACCACUGACAAAGUCCGUAGAUAUAGAACACCUAGCACAGUUCUCCGAACACAUGUCUGCGUUAUGUUUGAAUUCGGAUCACUCUGAUGUUACGCUCAUCGUCGAAGGAGAAAAACUCAGUGCUCACAAGGUGAUCUUGGCUGCUCGUAGCGAGUACUUCAGAGCAUUGCUCUAUGGAGGUUUGAAGGAAUCCAACCAAGCUGAGAUUGUACUCCCUGAUGCCCCCUUGAAAGCCUUCAAAAUCUUGUUGAAGUACAUCUACACAGGUCAUAUGUACUUCACAGCGUUAAGCGAUGAAGUUAUAUUGGAUACUCUAGGUUUGGCCCAUCAGUAUGGAUUUCAAGAUUUGGAAACAGCGAUUUCAGAUCUCUUGCGGCAGAUGCUGGCUCUGAAAAAUGUUUGUGCGAUUCUCGAUACUGGUCACUUCUAUGGUUUGGAAAAACUCGUUAAAGUAUGUCAUGGAUUCAUGGAUAGGCAUGCUCCAGAGAUAAUGGCCCAUGAAUCAUUCUUGCAACUAUCACAGUCUUCACUGGUCGAACUUCUAAAAAGAGGGUCUUUCUUCGCUCCUGAAGUUGAAAUAUUCCGAGGCGUCUGCAAUUGGUGUAAAGUAAACGAAGACACAGAUGGUUUAGUGGUAAAGUGUGUCAGAUUGCCUCUUAUGACAGUGGCUGAUCUACUUUCAGUGGUAAGGCCUGCUGGUCUAGUUAAACCAGACGCAGUUUUAGAUGCCAUAGAGGUUAGGACUAAUACCCGGUCUACUAAUUUGCCUCAUCGUGGAUUACUAAUUAUGGAUGAAAAUGUGGCUUGUCCAAGAUUAGGUGCAAAGGUAAUGACGGGGGAGCUUUUAGAAUACUUACUUGACGGAGAUUAUUACACCUACGACAUGGAAAAAGGUUACACUAGACAUCCAAUUAGUGGACCAGGUGAUCAUGGCAUACUAAUUAAAUUGGGAGCACCAUCAAUCAUCAACCAUAUCAGGCUGCUGCUGUGGGACAGAGAUAUCAGGUCGUAUUCUUAUUACAUCGAAGUUUCUAUCGAACAAAAAGACUGGGUCCGUGUAAUAGACUAUACUCAAUACAGCUGCAGGUCUUGGCAGCAUUUAUACUUUGAAAACAGGGUUGUACAGUACAUUAGGGUAGUUGGAACGCACAAUACUGUGAAUAAGGUAUUUCAUUUGGUGUCUUUCGAGGCCAUGUGCAUAAAUCAAAUACCGAAGAUGGUCAAUGAUAUCGUCUGCCCGGAUUUCAAUGUGGCAACGUUAGAUAGAAGUGCAGUAGUUAUAGAAGGAGUGAGUCGAGCCCGUAAUGCUUUAUUGAAUGGUGAUACGAAGCGUUAUGACUGGGACUCUGGAUACACUUGUCAUCAGUUGGGAUCCGGAGCUAUUCUCAUCCAGCUAGGUCAGCCUUAUAUCAUAUCAAGCUUGAGAUUACUUCUGUGGGAUUGUGAUGAUAGGAGUUACAGUUACUACAUAGAAUCGUCCGUGAACGUGUGGGAAUGGGAAAUGAUCGUAGACAAUACAAGAGAAAACCGCAAAUCCUGGCAACAUAUCACUUUCCCACCGAGGCCUGUGGUUUUCAUCCGAAUCGUUGGAACCCAUAACACUGCCAAUGAGGUUUUCCAUUGUGUACAUUUCGAAUGCCCCUCCUGCGAGGAACUUGAACCUUCUAAGCAGAAGUCUGGUAAGCGGUCCAAGAGGGAGUUGCCCAGCGCCACUCCGGAAGAAGAUAGUUCAGCACAACCCACAGAAACCGCCACUGAAGCUGAAGAAAUACCUCAGGGUGAUUCAGCCGACGACACCUUAGAGUAGCUUCAUCUAUAUCUGGAUGAACGGAUCAAAAGACAUAAUGAGCCUUUGGUGAGCUUCCAUUAUACCAUUCUCAGAAGCUGUUACUACAAUAAAAUUGAAAGUUUUGAUGCAGGGGAGUUUGGUUAUGGCAAAUUCUCAGAAGAAAUUACUGUCGUUACUUCCAAAAUCUUCUUUCUACCAAAGUGAGGUUCUCUAAAUCCUACAAUAACAAUUGAUAACCAAAUACCUGUUAAAAUCAUUUGUUUUUCGUCAAGAUCUUCCUUGUUCAUUGAAAGAACUGAAGAAAAGUAAAUUUUCCUCGACCACCUGUUUGGUAAUAGUGAUUGAUCUCAAAUUAUCAGCCGAAGCAAGGCUCUUCACUAAGGCUACGGCAUAUCAAGAAAUAUGGUCACCGUGAAAAACCUUGCAUAACUGUUAGGAAUAGGUAAUUAGUGUCGUGGUAUUAGAAAGAGGAUUUGCUGAUUCGUUUGGAGUUAUUUUUACAUCUUGCCUCUUUGGAAAAUGUACAGAAUGUGUGUAAGAGGUACCAAAACGAAUUUUUGUAAGUUAUUUCACAAUCUGCAAGAUAUUUAUUCUUGUAGGAUGUUUUUUCACUCCUCACAAAAUAUAGACUAAAGAAUUGAACCCUUCAGAAAUUUAUGUUUUAAUUCAAAGUACGUUGCUUUAUGUUAUCAAGAGAAACUGUUUCUGUCAAGACAACUGAACAAUUAUUUGGAAGAUAAAAUUCAAUGUCUGUUAGCUCCACUAAACAGGAAAGUAGGUGUUUAGUUUGAAUUGCUCAAAUAUUACUAUACCUCAUUGACAACAAAGUUUUGCUUUGAAGAAAAAGUUGUUUCUCUCCAAUAUAUUUUUCCCAUGACGAAGUUCUGAGAGCUCAUUUUUAUCUUUGUAGGAACGAGUCCUCAUAUCCGAGUAUCUAAAUUGAAAGUUGGACACUUUCUAUCCACAAAGUAAUCUAUCCAGUGCCGAGCACGUUUGAAAAAAUAAUAAUCAAUGCACAACAGUACUUCUGUUUUUUACCUGUUUAUAAUUUUACAACAGACAAGGUGCUUCAGAACUGGAAAACCUGCCGGUUGGUCUGAUUUUCACUAGGUGUUAGGUACUACAUCUGACACAUCUGCAUUGGUCUUUUCGAAUUCUAUUUAUUUCACAUCUAAUUGCUAAUUUUCAUAUGCUGCAGGAUUCAUUGAUCUGAUUUCAUAUUCUGGUCGUACAUUUAAUAAGAAACAUUAUUCACCACAGAUAAAUCCUUCAGGCGCAUCUAUUUUUGGUAUAUUUAGUGAAUGAUAUUUUGAUAUUGCUGGAAAAUUUUAUUUUUUAUGAAGCAGUGUACUAAAUUUAUUGAGAAAUUAUUAUAUAAACUCAGCACAUAGGACUUUCAUGAGAGUUGAUAUUAGUUUUUACUUUUAUAUGAGUCCGGUUUGAGGUCUAAAUUUUGAGACAAUUUUCUGAUUACUUCCAGUCCAAAAUAAAGAAAUGAUUUUUGAGGUAAACAAGGCUGUAUCCGUGACGGUAAUAUCUUCCUACUUUGUGAUACAGAUGUCUAAAAAAGAUGUGGAUUUUCGGAAUAUAAUUUUUUCCCCUGUGACAGAAUCAGAAUAUGCAAAUGUCUUGAGAAUCUGCUGUAUACACAUACAGCAAGUUGAUCACUGUUGAAGGGUUUUGUGAGUGGAAUAAGGGCAUUUUCCAUUAAACUUUUCGAAAGCCUUAAUCAAAAACCCCUGUACAUACAAUUUUUUUUACCAUAGACUAACGAUUUCUGAAAUGAGUUUACUGGAAGCUUCUUCUCGGUGAUACUGAACUCAAUAUCUGUAUGAAUAUAAACAAAUUUUUAUCGUGUUAUGUUAAACGCUUAUAUGAAACAAAUCGAAUACCUAUUGGCAGAAAUAGACAUAAAAGUGACUCAGUUCUGAGUUGAAACGACACCAUAGUGAGGUAAAGUCAGUGUUUAGGUUUACAUUUAUAGCAAUUUUAUUAUGAAUAGACUUGGUUUAUUUCGUUUCAAGGCAGUUUUUAUUAUUUUGAAAUAUUGUAUGGGUCUGAGUUGACAAAAAAGGGAAAAACACUAGAAACACAUUAGCUUCUUUGAUCUUUGAUGAAGAAAUUUACCUUAAAAAAUUACCUCAUCAAAUUGAGUACUAGAACAAAAAGAGGCAGAGUUUGAAUAUAUUCAAAAAACUGAUACAAUGAUAUUGUUGAUAUUUAAAAUAGUUUAUGUACCUAUGACUUUAGAGCUGUUGACUUUAUUUUAUGUGAAGUGUAGCUUAGAUAAUAAAAUAUUUAUUUGUUUAUUUA